Messenger RNA from Saccostrea cuccullata (small rock oyster), 1352 nucleotides. RefSeq names its product cholecystokinin receptor-like. The transcript is spliced from 2 exons. Lineage: Eukaryota; Metazoa; Mollusca; Bivalvia; Ostreida; Ostreidae. Gene Ontology annotation, molecular function: neuropeptide receptor activity. Bases 144 to 1343 code for a protein of 399 amino acids. Gene Ontology annotation, biological process: neuropeptide signaling pathway. Gene Ontology annotation, cellular component: plasma membrane. The record is from RefSeq and is a predicted model, not a curated record.
UUUAAAUAAGUUGUAUAUAAAUAAAGGUUAUGGACUUCAAAUCUCGGCAUUUGUAGCUCAGCUAGCCUGAACCUAAAACAAAAGGAACUAUUUGGAUUAAGGUUUUCGUCAGAAGCUCCCGUUAGAAAUCCACAGUAAAAAGUAUGACAGUAAUGGAAAACUACACCAACGAAACAUCGGAUACAGUAGAAGAAUGGAAUAGCAAGCUAGCCAGAGUCCUAAUUCCAAAUAAUGUCAUCCUUUCUCUUUAUAUGAUUGUAGGAUUAGUUGGGAAUUCUACCGUGAUUUUUAUUUACGGAUUUAAAAUGAAAGGCAACAAGAUAAAGGGAAACAAAGAAGAAAGAUAUUUCAUUCCAUUUCUUGCCACUGCUGAUCUAUGUGCUUCGCUAGUUUGUGCUUCGUUUGGAAUCGCUCAAAACUUGAUGCAGGCGACAUUUGAUAACGAGCCUUUGUGCAAGACCUGGUGGUUCUUUGCAGGCCUUACCACGUUGAUAUCAGUUUUUCUCCUUAUAGUCAUUGCUGUACACAGAUACCUCAAGGUCUGCAAACCUCUCGGAAAACAAAUGACAUUGAAGUGGAAGUGGUUCGCCUUGGGUUUGUGUCUAGCAAUUGCACUCCCAUUAGCGGGGCCCAUGACAUAUUUUUAUGGAUCGGAAUCUUUCUUUAAUGAUGAAUUGAAGAUCUACGGUCGCCGAUGUGGAAGAUUGAGCACAACGAACAAAACGAGCUCUUUGAUAUUUGGUGGCUCUCUUGUUCUAACAGCAAUUGCAAUUAUUGUUGUGUUAAUCUGUCUGUAUUCCAAAGUGGGGUACACUAUUUUUGUACAUUUUAAAUAUACAAAAGUUCUUGGUAACCACAAUAAAACAGAAUAUUCUCGAAGUGGGGUCUCCACUGAUGACGACCCUUGCAGCAAAUCUGACAUGAGUUCGUUUGAGACCCUCGAGACACCCACUACGAUAACAUCGGCUGUGUACUCCACACAGAAGACCACGUGCCAAAUUGACACACCCGUUAAUAAAGACAAACAUCUUCCAAAGCAGUCAAGUAGAAAGCGGAGAAGAAAUAAGAGAAUUGUGCAUAAAUUUACACUGAUGUUCAUGCUUAUUACUAUCAUAUUUAUAAUUUGUUACAUUCCCAAAGUUAUUAUCAUGCUUCUAGAGGCGAGCAACACGAAAUUCUGGGAGGGGUUUUCUGAUGCCGGAAGAUCUGCCGUGUCGUUUGUUUACAGGAUUUACAUAUUAAACACUGUCACGAAUCCAUUUAUUUAUGCCUUUCUUGACAAGAAAUUUUCUAAGGAAAUUAAGAAAUUAUUUAAAUCUUGUAAAAUACUACAGUUCAGAUAAUCAUAAAAC